Molecule: messenger RNA, 2087 nt
Organism: Haliotis rubra (blacklip abalone)
Lineage: Eukaryota; Metazoa; Mollusca; Gastropoda; Lepetellida; Haliotidae
Product: sialin-like
Exons: 11
Coding region: 8-1552 (514 amino acids)
Biological process (GO): transmembrane transport; monoatomic anion transport
Molecular function (GO): transmembrane transporter activity
Source: RefSeq, a predicted model, not a curated record
CUUCAAAAUGGGGACGAAUGUGGAGGAAACUAUUGAAGAGUCUCGUUUGAGAGAAAAUGCGCCUUGCUUGUUAUCUAAACGAUGGCUGCUGGCCUAUAUCGCCUUCAUCUCCUUCAUGUUUGUCUACGGCGUCAGGACCGACAUCAGCGUCGCCAUAGUCUGCAUGGUCAUUGACAACAAGACAGCAUCAACUGCCAACAUCUCCGACCCAACGUGCGUUGCCAACGCCAAUGCCUCGCAGGGUUAUGACAGGGCGGAGUUCCAUUGGAACAAGGGAGAACAAUCCGGCCUUUUGUCAGCUUUCUAUUACGGUUAUAUCUUUGCCCAAAUCCCCGCUGGAUGGCUUGCCGGAAGGUUUGGGGGCAAAUAUGUGCUUGGAGUUGGUUGGACCAUUGCUGCCAUAGCUACCCUGUUGACUCCAGUAGGGGCUAGGGAGAGCAUAUAUAUUGUGUACGCACUGAGGGUAAUCGUUGGAUUCUUUUCGGGCGUGUCUUAUCCAGCGAUGCAGUCAAUGUGGGGAAGAUGGGCCCCGCCCAUGGAAAGAAGUAAACUCAUCUCCCUGACCUUCUCGGGGUCUUUUGUUGGAAACAUUUUGACGUUUGUGAUAUCUGGUUAUCUGUGUGCUGAAGGAUUUGACAAUGGAUGGGGAUCUAUAUUUUACGUGAUAGGGGCAGCUAACCUACUGUGGGUGAUUGUGUGGUUCAUCUUCGUGUCCGACAGUCCAUCAGACCACUCCUCCAUCACUGACGAAGAGCGCGAGUACAUCGUUAAGAGCAUUGGCGACACCACAAAACGGGUAACAUCUACUCCUUGGCGGGAGAUAGCAACAUCACGACCUCUCUACGUUUGUGUCUUGUCCCACGUCUGUUUCAACUGGUUGUUGUACACCAUCAUGGCGGAGGUACCCACCUUCCUGAAAAAAGUUCUCCUCUUCGAUGUGAAAUCGAACGGCCUGCUGUCGUCUGCUCCCUUCAUGGCCAUGGCCGUUACGUCACUAGGUGGUGGUCAGGUUGCUGACUUCCUGCGUACACACUAUCUGAGCACCAAGGUCACCCGGAGAGGGGCUCAAGCUCUUGCCUUCUUUGGCGCCAGUGGGUGCUUGUUAGGGACCGGCUUUGUGACUUGCAGCAACAGGUACGUCGGCGUCAUCCUCCUAUGUGUCGCCGUCGGCUUCAUGGGACUCUGCAACUCUGGUUUCAUGGUCAACGUCGUCGACUUCGCCCCCAGAUAUGCUGGGGUACUUUUCGGAAUAUCCAACCUGUUUGCCACAAUACCCGGAAUGACGGCGCCGCUGGCUGUUGGGGCGUUUACACCAAACGACACACAGGAGGAAUGGCAGACGGUGUUUUACAUCUGUACAGGAUUCGGUCUUGUCGGGGCCCUCGUUUUCACUUUUUUCUCUGAGUUCGAAGUUCAACCGUGGGCACGUGAGAACGUUGAACUUGACCUUCACGACAUGGGUAUGGACGACAAUCCAAAGAAAAUGAAAAACGGUGAUGCGACAAAGUCUGGAGUUCAAAACGAAGGAUUUGUGGAGAAUGGAACGACAUAAUCGCCUUAAAUGAUAGCAAAAACAUUAUUUCCAAUGAAACCCUGACAAUCCGGUCGGUAACGUUUCCUGUUUAUUUGACCCCGUUAACAUUGCUGGGUAUUUAUAAUCCAGUUACCUAAAUAUACAAGUUCCGGAUUGUCGAGGUUUCAUUGUGCUGUAUUUCGAUGACAUACCUGAAGAACUACAGUGAACUUGUUUGUAACGAACACGCUUAUUACGAAGUAACGGAUAUAACGAACUGAUCUUUGUCCCGGCCCCUUGCCGUGUCGAAAUACGUAUAACGAACUACUGUUAUAAUACACUUAAAUUAGUGGUCCGUUUGAGAUCGUUAUGACGUUACUUUACUGUAUGACAAAAGUGGCCGUGACGACCGUGUUCCCCCGACCAAGCGCACACGUUGUAGAUGUUUUGAAAGUUUAAUGAAUUAAUCGCUCUGUAAUACAUCUGGCGAUUGGCUGAGAUUUUGCAACGGUCCGUAAUCGUUACAACACGCCUUUAUGGGCAAAGAUGUCGCCGCAUUAAAUUUUUGAAAAUA